This is a messenger RNA of Xyrichtys novacula (pearly razorfish), 26517 nucleotides long. Lineage: Eukaryota; Metazoa; Chordata; Actinopteri; Labriformes; Labridae. The record is from the annotation of a GenBank genome assembly.
ACGCAUCAUCAUUCCUUCUUUGGCCUCGUCGGUUCCUCGAUGCUAGUCCGGCUAUUGUUGUGUGUCUUUCAGGGCAGCCCUGACCUAUCAGCGGGCGGUGAUUUGUGGAUAUUUUAACUGUUUUGCUUAGCUCUCACCCCGCCAUAUUAAGCAGUCUUUGUCAGCUGGCGGUGCUUUUUCUUUGUGGCGAAAUAUAAAGGAUAACAGCGGAGGACUUUGGGGCUGCUGAAGUAGUAAAUCGGUAUGGGACAGACGGAAGACUGAGAUUGUUCGCCUUCCAGACUGCUGCUUCGGUCGGCUGUGUCUACUUCUCGGAAUUUCCUACGUGAAAUACAAAACGUGGGGGGGAGAAAACAUCACAGGACGCAUGUAGCCGAAGAAUAACACUGCAAAAGUCGCUUUUAAGGUAAGAAAUACAAGUCUGAGAAAGUCACAUUUUGUCUUGAAGUGAGUUAGCAGGGCCUCGUAGUUUCCCCCUGUGACACUUGGGAAAGUUGGGAAAGAGCAGGAGAGUUUUCUCUGUUUGUGUUACCUUUUCUUUAAAGUCUUUGUCUGUGAUUAUUCCGAAACAAAACACAAAUUCAGUGACUAUUUGCUUUGAUAGGUCGAUAUGAGAUGAAAACUUAGGUGGAAAAGCUCUAAAACAGUCCCAGGACAAGACCACAGUGCAUUAUUUUACCUACUUAUCACAAAAUGAGCUAAAUGACAAACUAAACUACAUUUCUUUCACUUAAAGAGCCUCUUUAUAUGUGUAUUUGAGCUACACUUAAGUGAAACUAUCUUUCUUUUUCCCUUGCCUCACCCAUUUUCUCUCUCUCUCUCUCUCUACACACACACUAUCAUAUCAGCUGCUAUGGGCCCCAGCUGUUAAGGCCUUUAUUGCAAGACAUAUUGCUUUACAACAGCAGAUCAUGAUGUUGAAAUCCCUGUAAUUUACGUCUUUGUGGAUAUAUUUUUUUUACUACUCCCAUCUUGCAUACUUUUUAUUGUAGCAGUACAGCUGUACUCCCCACGGUUGCAACAUGUGUGAGAAGAUAUGAAGUGCAUUAAUGAUGAUGUUGUGUUGGUGUGUGUCUCAUAUUCAUCCCUGAUGGUGCAUGUGUCUGCUGGUGUGCUUAUACACUCGGGUGCCACAGUAAUCCUCCUCCAUGCUAAUCCUUCUGUUAGUGCAGCCUCAGUUGGUUGGACAGUCGUGUCUCCCUCCACACACAGACAGACACACACACAGCUGGAAGGAGAGGCUUUUGGCAGAGGAGUGAGGAGCACUAACAGGUGGUGUUGGCCAGGGUUCAGGGACUUGAGUUUAACUGCAGACAUGAAGGAUCCUCACUCAGUCCUGAAUUGUACUCAUGGCACAAAUGAGACUCUACUGUGUCAUUAUAGUUCGCUGAUUAGAAGCUGAGAAGUCCGAGUCAUUAUGUGACACACACUCUCAUGUUAACAAACUGGAUGAGUGUUUGGAUUUUUGUGGACAGGGAGAAUCGUCAGAGGAGCAAACCUCAGACUAAAUCCUGCAGGCAGUGAUGAGGGCGACGAGAACAAGAGGAGCUUUUUUUAUUUUAUAGCUUGAACAUGGCUCAUUCUCUCUCCGAGCCUCACUCUAGUCUUUGACAGUCACAGCAGGUGGCCUCAGUGGUAUGAAUGGAUUCGGAAGGAAGUUCCCCUCUCUCCCUCCCCUCGGAGCGCCCCCCUCCUCUCACUGUGAUUGGCAGAGAUGGCAGGCUGCCCUGAAGAUAAGGCCAGGCUGCGCCUCAGAGAGUGUGCCAGGGAAAUUACUGAGUUACGCUUUGGUAAUGGUUUGCAGUCCCGGGGUAGGAUCUCCUUCUCCUCUCUGUGCGAUCGAGGAAAGUGUUUACAGUGUCAGUGUGUUAAGUUAGCUCUCAGGCUUACACACUGAAUUUAUCUUACACAGCAGGAUCAAGAUCGCUCUGUAGAUUUCGCACGCUGCUGUUUGGCAUGCCACGGACAGAAAUUCUCACGAAUGAUCUGAUAGUGCAGAAACGGUUGAAGGAAAUUCUCCUAAACCCACACCAGCAGACCAACAGUGAUUGAAAUUCCUCUGAAAGUUGUUUAUCGAGCAAAGACGCCAACAGCUUAACUGGUUACAAAUUUUUAUAGGGGAGCAUUAGCUGUGUUUCCCCUGCGAAUUAAACAUUUCAGAAAGAAAAAUAAGAAAUUAACCACAAAUUUGAGUUGGAUAAUUCAAUAUUUCACUCCUGAGAUAUUCAAAAAUAAUUGUAUUCAGUCUGUUUAGCCUGCCUACUCUGCUAACUCCCCGUCUUAUCCCUGGUCUUUUGUUGCUGUGAAGUAUAGCAGAACAAUAGUAUUGUGCUAAAAGUGACCACACCUGACCACACCCGGCUGUGAUGUUGAUCAGUUCCUCAGUUCCUGUUGCAGGAUCCCCAAAUUUAAAAGGCUACAACAGACCUGGUGUGGAGUAGACUGGGGAAGUUGUUGAAGGAACAGAGAUAUAUUUGUAGAGUGUUUAAAAACUUUAACCUGCAUGUUAACAUGUCAGUCUGGGUGAAAUCGAACUAAUUUGACUGACAUGCUGCAACAAUCCAGUUGGUUAUCUUUUUCCUCUUGCAUGUAAACACCUCAAUCUCACCCGAACUGGCCUGUGCAACAAAAUACCUGGUAGCAUCCUGCUAACUUGUUUGUUGAUUGUGUUGUUAAGUGACAUAACAGGUCAACCAGGGACAGCCCAGUCGCUAGCUGAAAAUCACCUUAUAAGCUCCAACCCUAGCUUGACUUAACUGUGCAUAUAUGUGUGCUGGAUAUAGGGAUGUCCCAAUACAAUAUUGAUAUUGGAUAUCGGUCCAAUAUCGGAUUAUAUCAGCCUGCCUCUUAAAUCUCUGAUAUCAGCACUCCGAUACAAGUAGUCCAUUCCAGAUACUACUCCAGCACCUCUAUCUAGCAGUGCCCGGGUCCAGCAUCUAGAGCCCAUGUAAUCACAACAACAGUGUGUACAAAGGUUCUAACAAAGUCGCAAAGAGUAUGAGUGAUGUCGGCUGUGUGGCAGUAUUUUCCGUUCAAGUCAGAAAGAGUUGCCGCUGAGUGCAAAACUUUUCAUGCACAAGUUUGAGCCAAUAUCGGAUCAAUAUAGGUAUCAGCCAGUACUGAAGGCUACAGUAUCGGGAUCGUAUCGGAAGUGAAAAAGUUGUAUCAGGACACCCUUAGCCGAAUAUCAGGAACAUUGUUGAAAUAAGAGAGGAACGAAAUGAAACAAAAACACUGUUUUUGGUUUAAUUCAUCGGCUCUGUAAAAUCAGAAUAACUUCAAGUUUAUCAUAGAGUUAAAGAGGUGAACUGCUGCUUCACUGGCUUACAGUAAGUCUUUUAUCAGAAAAGUUGAGGUGCAACUGUUCCGCAGACGACUUUGCAGUGUUUUGUCAGAACCAGCUUCGAGUCUAUGCAGAUGACUGCAUGCUGUUUGCCAAAAUCCCCUAAUAGAGUCCCAACCCAUGAGGAGUUGUACCACUACCUGAUCAUGACUUUUCCAUGUAGCAAGCUUUAUUUCUGCUCAUCCAAUUAUGAUGAAAUGCAGCAUCCUCAUCCUGCACAACACAUCCUGGGUAUAUAAACCCUGGACGUGGGCUUCGGUCUCAUUUCCAUAGUGAUUGCAAAGGUGACACUAGUCAGCCGCUCAAAGGUUGCCGGGCCUCUCCCUGUAUGUACUCUCCUGAAUUGCAUCUUAUCUGAUGAGUCACACUGAUAACCAGAGUCAGGAGCUGUGCCGUGUUUGAUCAAUAGCGGUCAAGAGAAGUCACUGUUUUCUGCGUCAUCUUGAAAUACCAACAUUUAACCUUCAUGUACCCUCAUUUUUCUCUCGAAGCACUUUGGACUUUUAAGUUUCUUUUAUCUUGUUUGUUACCUUUACCUGUUUGUCUCAGUACCACCGAGCAGAUUAUAAGUUGCCCUUCUUCAUAAAAAGUUUAACUUGGCUGUAACUUUUCUGAGAGCAACAGUCAAGGACAAAAACAGCCCCUCACUUUGAGUUCUGCAUUAGGACUGUGUAAUACGAGAGUUUUCUGUCAAAUAUUGAAUCUCUCAUCACGCAGUUCUCGCACAGUAUACUGAUCCAUCAAGACCAAACUUUCCAGUGUACUUCUGAGACUUUUUUUCCUCCUCAACGCUGCCUGCAUGCCAGCCACAGCUGAAGCUUCCCUCCUGCAGCUCUGCAGCAUUGUUGUAUUCAGGCCUGUGGGAAGCAGCAGUCUGUGUCUCCUUAAUCUGACACGGCAACACUGGCAGUCUGGCACUCAGCCUCGUGUGUCACAUGUCUUUGGACGGGGUCUGGCUUCAGCGUUUGUUUGAACACACACCGCCAUCGUUUGUACUCUCUCGUACAGUAAAGCUGAGAGCACAAACAUGUGAAGGAGUAUAAGAGUAUGAAUUUCCAUAUUUGAAGUAUUCGUACUCAAACUCAAGCGGACUUGGAUGCGACUUUGUCUCAGUUAAUAAUUGAGUAUCUUAAACUACUUUUUUUUAAAUGGUCUGUGUGGAUGUCGGAGACUUCACGGUGCGUCAUCUCUGUAUGAGCUUGAGGCGGUGUUUACUGCGUUCCCUUGGAGAUCCCAAAAGAAUGGCAGAUUUCUCCUUGCUAAUCCCAUUGUGUGUAUAACAGCCUCAUUAAGGAAACCAUCUGAGAGAGGACACAGUAAUCUGCCUGUAAUAUGUUUUGCUCUCAGUCAAUUUAAAGCGUCAUUAGUUUUGGUGAAUUUGUCACACGAGGAAGAAGAACAAUGGCUUUGGAUGAGUCAUUUCUGCUUAAUUACUCAUCCUCGUACUUUUAUGAUUUUUUUUCAUGGAACAUUUUCUUUCCUCUUCAGGGAUGGAAACGUGUCUAUUUGGUAGAGUGAAUAUGGAUGUUAAUAAUGUGAAGCUUUGUGGAUUAUCCAGGACUGAUGGGCUGACGUUGGUGUUUGCCCACAUGAGUAAAAAGUGAUGUAUUAAUCUGUUCACUAAGCAGCAUGUGCUGCAAACAUAGACACUCUCUAGCUUGCUGCAGCAAUCAGUCAGCACCGACAUGAACCACUGUGUUAUAUUUCCCCUCUAUAGGCGCAUCUGGUGGUGUUGAAUAUUUAAUUUUAGUUUGUUAGUUUGAUUGAUUGUUGGGUCGGCGGCUGUAACGGUGGCGUGCCUGUGUGCCCUUAUUAACAUCUCAGCAGUUUGGUGUUUGCAUGUGUAUGGGAUUGUAUAGUUCAGAGGGAUGUGUAUGCUGUGCUCUCUAGGGGGGCGGCAGCAUAAGGUACUUUCUCUUUUCUCAUUACAAAAGGAAGAUGGGACUGACAAAAGAGUAAACAAAAAGCCUUUCACUGCGGCGUGAAACCGAGAGAGGUGGAAGAUCGCUUCUCUAUGGGUGGUUUUGGAUAGAUCUAUUGAGCAGGAUUGAAACAUUUGGAGGAGAUGACUUGAUGGUUUGGUGGAGUUAAGAAGACGAAAAAUCUGUUUUUCUGUUACCAAACUUGUUUAUUUUUUUCCCUAAAUAACCCGUUGGUCUAGUUUUUAGAAGUUUGGUGGUAUCAGUUGUAUAAUCCUUAGUUUUUGCUGCUGGACAUGUCUAGUAUCUGGAGCCGGAGAAGAAGCGAUCCAAAGUACAAUUCAAGGGUGUUGAAACAGUUCGACACGCCGGAUCAUGUGCCGACCCUGUGGGCUCGCUCAGGCUUGUGAUCCAGUCAUGGCCUUUUUAGGAGCGAAUCCUCCCAGUGCAUGAUGGUGCAAACAGGAAAGACUGAGGAGAGGAACGGUUUUAACGUACGACUCGGGCUGUAAUUACACGACAAGAUUAGAGAAUAUAAAUCAAAGAGUGAAACUACAAGCCGCAGACUUAAUGGUCUCGGUGUUUCUUGCCUUACAGGAUGAGACUCAGAGUCCUCCAGGCAUUGAUCCACAUUGAAUCCGAACUACUUUGUACCUCCUCGCUCUGGUUGUUUAUCCUGUAAGUUGGCUUUGAUUUAAAAGCAGUCAUAAGGUCAGGCUCUCUCAGCUGACAGUUAAAACAGAGUCAGUGUACUUACUGUCACAGUGAUCUCUUGUAGUCUGGUUCAUCAGGAUUAACCUCAGUCUAGGAAACAGCCGAGGAUUUGAAGCAUUGAUACCCUCUUUUGAACUACACAGGCACUCCUCCACUACACAGGUUAGCCGUUUGUUUGCUGAAGCCUUAGCUGUGGGGUCAAGCACUAAGUGUUGUGGACGUUUGAACACGUGCUGUGUUUGGUAGAUGAAGGUCAGAGGUGACGGCGAUGUUUAUGUUGGCGUCUGUGAUCCUGCUCUGUCCAUCCUACUUAUUUAUGAUGCAGAAUACAGACAAUGUAGCAUAAAACGGGGUAUUAAACCCCUUCAAAUUUAUCCCACAAGUCGGAAACAACUUUUUUCAGUCAACAUUGAAUAUGUAUAGAUGGCUGUACUUAAAUGAUCCCAAACGAGGACGUGCUGCACACAAAUAUUGCACUUACUGGAGUCGAUUGUUGCUAAACCUCUACCUCGUCUCGUAUGUUUCAGUUGUUCUUUGCACCAACUAAACGCCGAUGAGUCAAGCUGUGAGAAACAGUCAUUGUCUUCAAGGUCGAACGAACAUAAAGAAACAAGCAGCCCACAGAUGGCCCAUUGUGUUUUUCUUUCUAAUUGUUAUUCAGGUUUCAGAUUUCUUUCCUGUCUUUGGUUUGUCUUUUUAUGCGCCACACGUGUAUAGACUUAUUUUCAUCUUAAUGUGCGUGCAUGUUUCCUACAGCCACCUGCAAGGACAUCCGGAGGUUCAUAGAUACGAGUGUAGUAUCUGUUUUAAUUGGCUGAAAGGUGAAUAAUAAACAGUGUUGCAAACUAUUCAGUAAGGAAAGUUGUUAGUGGCUGUCGUAAAAGUCGCUAGAAGUCACUAGAUAACGUCAUCGCCUAAUUCGCAUGUUUCUGAUGCACACUGGCUUUAUGUUGAGAAGAGUAACAUCGAUACCUGCUUUCAUGUUGGAGUCUCUGAACUCCAGAAAAAGGUGCUUUUUAAAAAAAUAGGUUGCUAGGGGCGUCUUAAAAGCCGCCAAAUCUAGUGACAAAGUCGUAAGAUUUAGAUUUUGGCAACAGUGGUUGAAUGUGUGUUUAUAAAUGUGUGAAAUUUGUGUGUUAGGUUGAGUAUUUCUAAUAACCAACAUGAAGCAUCAGUCAGGCCAAGCCAUGCAGAUGAUCCAUACAGGUCACAUGCUGUCAACACCAGCUGUUAUUGGUUAUCCUGUGGUCUGUGGUAAUCCAGUGCAGGAUUUCUGAUUUCCUGAGAGCCUUAAAGCAUGAGCUGGACUGACAUUUAUAUUAUGAUCUGGUUCUUCAUGCAUUUAUUGGAAAAUAUCAGCCUCAUCUUCAUCAACUUCUUCAGGAUUUUGUAUCCUGCAUGUUCACUCUGCAGCAGGUUGAUGUGAAGUUGACUUUUUAAGCAUCAGUGAGCCUCUUAAACGGUCCCUCUUGCUCUUUAAACUUUACCGUUUCCUGUACGAUAAAAUAACUCUGUCCAUCUGUCUCUAUCCAUCAUUUCGUCUCUCUAUUUCCGCUGCCUCAGCCAGCGUUGGCUUUCAGUCAAUACUGUUGAUGGUAGGAGCUCAAUACUCCAUUCAUCACUGAUAAGAACAUCCAUAGAUUGAUUCUCGACUCUCUGGUCAGGUUUGGCUGUAGCUCUGCCUCACAGAAGCUGAAGUCUAAGGUUUAUUUUCUUCACAGUCGUAGUUUCAGCUUCAGUCUGACUCUGACAGCAAACCCUUCUGCGGCGGGGGACGACCCGGCUUGGCGGGGUGAAAAUAUACUGAUAUCAGGACUCACAUGAAAGUUGAAACACUCAAAAUAAAAAAAAAACAUUCAGCAAACCACCGGACAUUGAUUAACGUGGACGCUCUUUAAUCUUCCUGUCUCCACUCGGUCUCCGGUGGGUCGGGCGAAUCCAAAAUGGUGAAAACAAGGGCGAUGUUCUCAGACAGACUGUUACCUGUAAAAUGGAGAUGCUAUGAAAACACCCUCAUUAGCACUUGGUAUGUUCCUCCUGAUGAAAUUAACAAUAGACUGUAAAUUGACGCUUGACAAAAAUCGAGUCGACCAAUCAGAAUUUUGGUCGACAUGGCACGUAUCGACCAAUAAGUCGACCAGUGGAUUAGGACUUUACAGCCUUAGAGGAUUCUAGUUGUUGAAGGUUCCUUUUCAAACUAUGGAGUAUGAGUAAGCUCUUCUAAUCCACUGAGAUUAAACUAUAAACAUUUACCUCCAGAGUAUUAAUGACUUGAAAAAAGACAUGUUGUGUUUUUGUUUCAAACCUCAUGUUCCCCUUUCCUUGUCUUUAGUUUUUGUCUGACAGCAGCCCUGACCUGUGUCACCCUGUUACAAACCCCUGUGUGACCUGUCUCUGACGGACAUUCGAAACUAUGCUGUAACAUUUCCCAAGAUAUGAGUCACUGACUGUGGAUCAGCCUAGGAGCUGUCCUGCAGCAGCAGCAGCAGCGUCUUUAUUGUGUACACAAUACACAUACGCGCACUCAGACCCACCUUGACAAUGAGGCGAAAGGUGACAGAGCGCUGAGUAAACAGAGACGGUUGAUGCUGUCAACACUUGGAAACACUCCUACAGCCUUAAACUGACACAUAUUCAUUUAUACUCAGAUAUACAUGCGUUAGGAUGAUAACUAAAGUGACAACUUCUUAAAAGAUUGAACAACAUGUGUCUUAAUUAAAAUAAAAAAACACUAUCUGAGUAAUAAUAUCAUGUCUAUGUGAACUGAUGUGGACUUUCCCACAGAGAUCCACCAAUCCCGCAUACACAAGGGCUCAAAUAUCAGUGAGAACAGUGGUAUAGAGCAGUGAGGAACAGAAACACCUCAGGCUCUCCCACUCAUUUCUGUGUCAGUGAUGGUGUGAUCACAGAGGGCAGAGUUGAAAUGGCCAAAGGCUGCAACUGGAUCCAGUUUUUAGCUGCAGUAGCUUGUUCAGCUUUUGUCCAGACUUGUGAAGUUGUGUUAGAUCAUCGGUUGGCUUGAAUUAUCUGUUUUAUGAAUGGUGAAGUCCAGCCGCCCCACUGACAAACUCCAGGCUGUAGCUCGAUGACGUACCGUGCACUCAAGCUUUUUUGACUGAAACGUUGAUUUUUGGAUUUUAGGAAAGUUGGACCGGAUCUGCUCCACCCUGGGCAGGUUGGCAAGGUUUUUAAUCACCAUGUUGGAGGAGAUACACUAAUUAUAACAAAGCUGGACUUAAUUAUUCUGCACAUAUGUGUUUGCAAUUUCCACGCAGAGUUUGGAAUCGAGUAGCAGGAAAAACUGUGAAGAUUUGAGACUUACAAGGAAACAGCGUGUAGCAUGUGUUCUCAUAGGGGUUCAUUAGUGAGGCAACUAUAAACACACACAAUAUUUGUGUGUUUUCAGCACAUGUUACACUGGCCUCUAACUCUCCAUUUCUCCUCUUCAGGCUUGACCAUGGGUUGUGUCAGGAGUAAAGAGGACAAAGGCCCGGCCUCGAAGUACCGACCCGACAACACAAAUGCCACGCCAAUCAAUGCCAACCCAGGCCGCUACGGGCCAGACCCCACCCUGAUGGGUCAUUCACCUGCCAUGAAGACACACAACAACAGCUACAACAGUCAUGCGGCCUCCCUGACGCCGUUCGGUGGAGCGUCUUCCAUCAUGACCCCGUUUGGCGGGGCCUCCACUUCCUUCACCUCUGUGGCCGUGAGCAGUCCUUUCCCCGGCGUAAUCACAGGUCAGUUUGUGAAGUACAAUAAAGAUGUGACUCCAGAUUUAUCAAGAACCCUGGAUUUAAUAAAGCUGUAACCACCUAUGAAAUCAAGGAGGUCCAGAUCGCAGAGGCUAAUCUGCUGGUUUUAAAAGUAUAUUUGAGACGUUGUUGUUAUUUUCUGUGCAUGACUGCCUGUUUGUAACCCAGUGGACAGAAAUAACACAUCCCUCCGCCUCAUGUACAGGUACUUGUGAGUGUUGCCAUGGUUAUAGGCAGCUUUCUUCUGACCACCCAGCUCAUCAAAAUCAACAUGCAGUGACCAGAAAUGCUGCUUAAGUUUUUCUGUUUAAAAUGCACAAAAUGCAAAUUCCAGUCACAUUAUACAGCAGUAAAUAAGCUGUACUUUACACUUGCUAACUCUGUAUUGUUGCAAAUGAUUAUAACCCUGCUUAUCACUAAUCACCUGGCUUUGUUUAAUACUUGAUAUUAGCAAAGUCUACUGUGUCUUUAUGAUAGUGCCAGUCGACGACAUGGAAGAUAGCUUUGAUAAUAUUACUCUUAAAACUUUGGGUAGGGAGUGAAUGACAAGACAAGAAUUGGGAAAACAAGACAGAGAUGAGCAAAAGGGGCUGGAGAGUAAAUGAGACAUCUAACAAAUUAAAGAAAACAGACAUAAAGCGAGCACAAACUGCGACACAGUAUUGACAUUGGCAUAAGCUACAGACUUGAUAAGGUAAAAGGGUUGGUUCUGUUAUUUUGUGCAGCUGUUAAGACUUUACUGUGAGUGAUAGAUGAAGAUUAUUGUUAAUUCAAUCCAUAAGUGAGUUACAUUAACAUUACGUUAUCCGCGCUACUAGCUAUUUAUGCUGCGCUCGAGUUACCUGUGAAGUCAGAUGUCCAAGCUGGGAAUGAUGUCACACCCGAGUUACCAGCGUUUCAGUUACAAAGUCAGAAAAAAGCUAAAUCAGAGGCAGAGACAUUAUGGCUAAAUCUACGAAAGUUAUUUUAGCGCUUGCCUUGUCCUUGCUUAUAAGGCUAGGCUAAAAUAACUUUCGUAGAUGUAGCCAUCUUGUUUCCGCCUCCGAUUUUGCUUUUUCCUAUUCAAGAUAAUAUCUCGGUUGUGAGUUGUGACGUCAUUCCUGCAUAUAAACUUGAACGUUUCCCCUCACGUUGAUGGAAGAGGGUCUGACAGGAUUUGGCGCGCUCGUUGAUGACUCUAAACAAGUCGAAAAUUACGUUGUGUGUUGUUGUGCUCACACAGUGCGAGAAGGGCAAACACUAGACUGUGUAUUCAUCAGUUUCAUUUUACUGUGUCAGGAUGUUUGACUACAUUUUAAGUUAAACUCUGUAAUGUAUUAAACAGAAAUAUCAAAGCUUCAUCUUUUUAAAUAAACCGGAAUCAAAGGAUUAUAAUUUACCAGAAGUGUUUACAAAAAUUCAACAAACCAUCGUCUCCCGAUUCUAACUUCUAAUCGUGUUUCCAGUCCUUGUAAAUGAGUGUAAAACUUCAAAAUAAACUCUACUGAACAUUUGUAAUGCACAUGAGGUUCAGAGCAGCAGAUGUUACACAAAGUCGACAUUUGAGACGACUCAGCCUAAACAUCAAGGCCGGAGAGGAACCGAAAAUAGUUCUCUGAUAUGGGAAGAAACACACGGCGUCUCCAGAGCCAAAGACAACAAUUAUAAACCCUGACUUCAUUAGAUCUAGUCAACCACAUCCAAAGUUAUCCUGUCAGCAAGAGUUUGACUUUCAGCGACUUUCCGAUGAAGGAUUUGCUCGUAAUGAAAUGACGCCUGGUGACAUGAAACAUAAUCCGGCGCUCAUUUGCAUAGUUAAUACAUCACAGAUUAGAUGGAUGAAUUAUGCAAUAAACAUUCACAACACUGAGCGUUGUUUCCACUUCGAGCACACACACACACACACACACACAUGCUCAUGCACACACAACCCCAGUCUCUGCCGUGAUCUCUCAAGGAGGAUAAUCUUGCCUGAGGGGGCUGCUGGAGAUCUAAUCCUGCCCGUUCAAUUUCCUCCUGCAGAUAAACAUAUCAGAGUCCUGUUGUCUCUCUGCACUCUGUCACUUCAGACCCGACAAAUCAACUCUUUUCAUUAUGUGGGAGAGAUUAAGUGACAUCAAUUUGAUUCACUGACAUCACGAGAUACCGCCCAGUCUGAGAGAUGGUGUUUCUCUUGUGUGUUUCCUUCAAAUAAAUCAACAGUAAAGGAGCAGUCUGUGUUUUAAGUGCUGGCUCAGAGGGUUCUAUUCAAAAAUAGGGUGUACUACUUUAAAUAAAAAAGGAAGAUUAAUGUCGUCAUGAGUUAAAUAAAUAAAUCUGUGUAUCAUAUUGAUUUGAUUAAGACUUGAUGAAGCUUUGAAUUAAGUAUGAAACAAUCAACGCAGCAACCUAAAAAAAUUCGGUCACCCUUUUUUGAAUGCUAGUGUUUUUUUUUACGUGUAAUGCAGCUUUAAAUAAUUAGAUUAAAGAGUGAUGAAAUAUCCACACUCAUGCUCAGUCUCUCUUGUUUUCAGGUGGUGUGACAUUUUUCGUCGCCCUCUACGACUAUGAAGCCAGGACGUCUGAUGAUCUGUCUUUCACAAAAGGGGAUCGCUUCCAGAUCAUCAACAACACGUGAGUACAUUUGCUUUUUAAACUAGCAACCUCCUGCUGAGGGGAUGUGUGUGUGUGUGUGUGUGUGUGUGUGUGUGUGUGUGUGUGUGUGUGUGUGUGUGUGUGUGUGUGUGUGUGUGUGUGUGUGUGUGUGUGUGUGUGUGUGUGUGUGUGUAAUCCCUCAUUGUAUUCAAGUCUGAUAUUAAGGCUGAAAUCUGUCUGGGUUAAUGGCUUCCUCUAAUGGGCCAUCUGUUUCGCCCCUGCCGCUUUUCUCCUGCCACACAUUAUUCCACCAGCGCGUUUUUGUCAGAGUGAUAACCACACAACGCUGAGAAGUUUCAGUAAUGCACAUCAUGUAUCAGAUUUAUAUAUUCCUAUCACUUCCAGGCUGUGUGCGAAGCCGCUAACAGUGCAUGGAGAAAUGAGCCUGAAGGUGAAACUCAUUAGAGGAGAGUGAGAUUAGUUUACAUUUUAGCAACAUCAUCAUCGAUUUAUUUUGUAAAGGCAUGAUUAUGGUGGCCCUGAGGUGCAAAACACAACAGUGAAUAAGAAAACACAACAGAAAAAGAGAAAAGUCUUCGACAAAUAGGAAAACACAACACAAAAUGAGAAAACACAAAACAAAAGAGAAAACACAAAACAAAAAAAGAGAAAACAAAAAAUGAAAGAGAAAACACAUCGACAAAUAAAAAAACACAACACAAAAAGAGAAAACGCAACACAAAAAGAGAAAACACAAAACAAAAAAGAAAACACAAAACAAAUAGAGAAAACAAAAAAAGAGAAAACGCAUCAACAAAUAAGAAAACACAACACAAAAAAGAGAAAACACAAAAAAUAGGAAAACACAACACAAGAAGAGAUAACACAAUGGCAAAUAAGAAAACACAAAGACAUUAAUUAUGUUUUCUCUUUUUGUGUUGUGUUUUCUUUUUUUGUGUUGUGUUUUUUGAUUUGCCGUUGUGUUUUGCACCUUAGGGCCACCGUACAUAAUACAGGGAGCGAUUUCCCUCGUUUACAAGUCAGUGACUUUGCUACAGAUAGUGAAACUAGUGAUUAAUAAAUUCAUGCUCAUCAUACCAGCAUUAAAGGAAGUAGAAACCAGAUAAUGAGGGAUUACUGACUGUUUAUUCUUCAGCAGUGGCAGCAGCUGAAGCAUCUUUUAUUGAACAGGUGUGAAAACAGGCAGCCUCAUACUCGAUGUCGCUCUCCUCUUUCAUCACACACAUCUCCGGCUACCGUCAAUGAACACGUUACAUAUGCAACGAUGAAAAGUCCAUCUGCUUUCAUAGAGGUGGUGGGAGGAGGACAGAAAUACAGUUUUUAGAAAACGCUGCCGAACAGUUUCGUCUUAGAGACAAGUUCCUGGUCUCUCUGUGAUUCACGCUCGCACAUCUGCUGUUGUUGCUAUAAAUGGAGGACUAAAACGGGGGAGUUUGUUUUAUAACCUUCUGCAAUGUUGUCAUUGGUUUUUUUUUUGUAGGCGUUGUGUUCUUCGUGGUAAAAGUAGCACAACAACAAGAGAGAUACUUUACUGAACUCUGCUCAGUUGUGUUUUUUAAAUAUGUGCGUUAUGAGCAUUAGCACCGCUUAAACUGCGAUAAUUCAGGAGGAAACAGAUUUGUUUUUUAAUCAACUACAUUUCAGCUGCAGCAGAUUUGACACUUGUUGCAUGAGACAGUCAACUUCUUAAAAUUUUGAGGAGUUUUCCUUCAGUUUCCUCAUGUGCACUUAUUCAUGUCACAUACCAGAGUGUUAUGAUUGUGUUAAUGUGUGUUAAGCAUCCACCCGUGCUUGUCAUGACUCCUAAACCCCUCCUUCAGCGUGUUGACACGGAUUACUGACGCGUUUGAAUGACGCAUAAUGCGACCUUGUUACUUCUGUGUCUUUUUCUCUUUUUUUUAUUUUUGGUGUAGGUGGACCUUCCAACCGUUCUUUCUAUUUUGUCUGUUUUGUGUGUUUCUGAUUUCCAAUUUUCUUCUCUCUUCAGUGAAGGCGACUGGUGGGAGGCUCGCUCCAUCAACACCGGACAAAAAGGUUACAUCCCCAGUAACUACGUGGCUCCUGCCGACUCCAUACAGGCUGAAGAGUGAGAGCUCAUUAACUUUUCUGACACUCUUUGUCUGUCUCGAUCUCCGUCAUCCUCUGACGUUCGUUUCUUUACUUGUUUCAUCUUUACUUCCCCCUCAUCGUUCCCUUCUGCUGUCUCACCCUGCUUACUUUGAUUGAGACAACACGAUGCGGCUGGCCAGUCACACACUGAGACUGACCCAUCGUGAACCAACAUGGCAGCACCGAGUCCAAACAAUAGAGCCCUGUAUUUGCUGCGUGGCAUCCACAUUGCUGUUCAUUCACUGUGACUGAAACAUCAAGGGACUGGGCUGCUUUUAGACCAGUUUGGCCUGGUUUUGGAUCGGUAGUAGCUGCGUAGACGACUUGAUUAAAAUCUGGGAAACCUGCCUCUUAACUCUAUUUUCAUUCUAAAGUGAUCACAUCUGUUUUUGCUUUGCAUUUUAUCCCAGAAAAAAAUAUGCCAAUCUUGUGAGAGUGUUUAGCAGGACAGGACCUUUUAAAAAAGAUGGUGUUGUCUUAAAGUCCCACUCCGAUUGUUUUUUUGUUCUCUACUUUAAGUGUUCUCGGUGGUCUUUAAAUUGUGAUUAGGAAGUUUUUAGCCAAAAUCACGUUAAAGGGCUUUUCUUCUGCAGAGCUCCAGUUGCUCAUUAGCAAUUCGCCGCUGAGUUGUGGGCGGAGACAACGCUUCUCUGCACACUCCUCUUCACGCUAGCUUGUAGCCUAACAUUGCUGAUGAAGUAGAAGUAGAAGGUAAAAUAGGAGCUAUUCAACUCUUGGACACUGAAGUCUUAAGGGGCCUGAUGAAAGUUAAUAUCAUAAUUAGCUUUCUUACAAGCAUUGCAAACCGCUAACGCACACACUUGUUCCAUGAUUUUUCUCUCUUAUUUCUUUGAGCUAGGCUUGCAUAGCAGGGCUCUGGGGGCGGAGCUUGGAAUUGUGACAUAGGAAAUCCAACUGUGUCUUAGUCUGCCAUUUGAUCUGCCAGAGAUUCACAGCAGUUUGGAUGCAGAACUACUUAGAAAUGCAAUUCCGCAGUUAUUUUUCUCAUGAUAUGUCCUGUUCCCUCAGAAAAAUGCCAUAUGAACAUGUAGACAACAAGAAAAACAUGAAAGAAACAUUUUCAUUGUGGGUCUUUAACUAGAAUGAGAUCACUUGGAGCUGGUUCUUGGAUGACAUUUGAGGCUUCCUGGUUUCCUCUCAGAUAUGAACCGAAAUAUAAAAAUCAUCAUUGAUUUGAUUUUUCUCUGAGCAACACAAAAUCUAAUUUCCCCGUCACCCUUUUCUGAAGGUAACUUUACAAUAUGAGAUGAGAUCGUGUCUGACUUGUCCGACUGUCUCGCUUUUGGCAGAUGGUACUUUGGUAAAAUGGGUCGCAAAGAUGCGGAGCGCCUCUUGUUGGUUCCAGGGAACCUGCGGGGCACUUUCUUGGCACGAGAGAGCGAGACAACCAAAGGUAUGAGUGUUUUUUAUUUAUUUAUUUUUAUUCGAGCUGUUUUAAAAUGUAAAGAAAUGAACUCAUGUUUCUUUUAUUUGUUUGUGUAACUUCACAAAGGCGCCUACUCUCUGUCGAUCCGGGACUGGGAUGAGGUGAAGGGAGACAACGUCAAACACUACAAGAUCCGCAAGCUGGAUAACGGCGGUUAUUACAUCACCACGCGGGCCCAGUUUGACACACUGCAGAAGCUGGUGAAACACUACACAGGUAUGCAUCCCAUCAACAAAGUCCGCUUACACAUCAUCAUCAUCUCACCAAGGCGGCAUUUAGACUGAUUGUUGUUUACAGCCGGACUGCUUCUCUUACAUGGAAGAAGUUUGUAAUUUAGUCUCUUUUUCAGACUCCUGAUUGUAGUGUGUAAUCUGGACAAACAUGCCCGUGAUUUCUCCUCAUUCCUACAAUCAGCAGUUGUCUGACUCGCUGCUGGAAUAUGUAUUAAAUGUACGAUAAAACGCUUCUGCUCUGAUGAUUCUCAGGCUUUUGCUGACACGGCUGCAGCUCAGUAAUCACGCCAAACUCCCCCGAAAAAGCAAAACCAUGUGACGCUUAAUCCGAAAGAGGCGUGAAUAUAAAAAUGUCACAUAAAAAAACACUGAGUCCUAAGCCGGCUGUAAUCUCUCUGGAAUAUUGAUCAGCAAGCAGCUGCUCCAAAAAUCCCUCUGAAAGUGUAGGUGACAAAAGCACACGCAGGAUGAACUGUUCAUAGAAACUUUGCAAUAGUAAAAUCUAUGAAAAUAAGGUUGAAAUGUUCGAUUUCUCUUUGUGUUUUUGACCCCUGCUCUGCUCGCCCCACAUAAUUCCUCUCACGCAGUCGCUGAUCAAUUCAUAGCUCUGCGCUUCCCUCGUGUUCCUGCGAGCGUGGAGCUCUGAGCUGCAGGAAAAGUCAACAACAAGUGCAAAUUCAUGCCGGAGAAGCUCGCAGCUCCCUACCUGCUCAGUGGUUUGAAAUAACAGGCUUAUUUAAUAUCUGUGUGCUGAAUGUAAGCGAGGCUCUCCAUGACUGCUAGCUCUGGUGUCGUCCACCACUGUUUGCUUUCGCUGUGUCUUCAGUCCAAACAGAGACCUGUGAUCUUCCUAUUUUCUGACUCAAAUUGGAGGAAUUGAGUUCACCGUGCUUCAUGACUGUGUGAUAAAAAAAGAUUAUUUGUGGAGAGGAAGUAUUUUUCCAGAAAUACCUAAAAAGAAGGACUGCUGUUGUGUGAUGUUCUACGUCUGUUUUGUGUGUCUGUCCCUCACCAGAGCACGCCGACGGUCUGUGCCAUAGGCUGACGACUGUUUGCCCGACGGUGAAGCCUCAGACUCAGGGACUAGCGAAAGACGCCUGGGAAAUUCCACGAGAGUCUCUCAGACUGGAGGUCAAACUGGGACAGGGCUGCUUCGGAGAAGUCUGGAUGGGUAAGAGAUGCCGUAACUGCUUUCGUCUUUCACACUGUUUAUGUCUCAGAAACAAACGUAAGCUGGGUUUCCACAGUAGGAACUUCCCUUAGGGGCUUUGGAAAAGAGACUCAGUAUAUUCCCUCUGCAGUGGUCAGGGUCUAAAUGAGGUCUAAGGGGCCUUUCAGAAAGUCCCUGCUCUGGAAAUAAGACUCUCCUACAGCACAGGGACUUUGGGAUGGGCUUUCCAAGGCUGAGCAUUGAUUGUUUUAUUGUAGGUGCGGCUUCUUCGCCCAGCAGGAUACUUGCGUAAUCUUGACAGACUUUAGUCCACGGCAAAAACACAGACAACAUAGCUGGAGGAGCUUGUUAGUGUCUUUAAGAGGGACUCUUAAGACUUGAGGUCCUGGGCUCUUAAAAGAUCCUGUAAAACCUGGAAUAUAAAUCACACACUAUAUAUAAGACACUGUUGGUAUUUCAGGGGCUGUAAAUAGAUUGGAAGGCAUGGCAGGAAUGUAAUGUGACACAUAAUGAGGCUGCAGCUUCCUUUUAUUUUAAACAGUGAUUAAGCUGUAGUUUUUAUUUAAGACAAAACUUUUCUAUAACAUUUGAAUUAAAAAAACAUCAUUUUCAAAAUCCAAGGCCGAAAUACUGAAAUCCAGGAAUCCAGAAAAUGAACAUUUUUUAGGGUCUUGAGUCAAAUCAUGAGAAUUCAUUAGAUUUUUACUGACAUAAGUGUUAUCAUCAGUAGGGGUGUCCCAAUACAACUUUUUUUACUUCCAAUAUGAUGCCAAUAUUGGCCAAUACCGAUAUUGAUCUGAUACCAGCACAAACUUGUGAUUGACAAGUUUUGCACUCAGCUGAAUAACUUUUUUCGGACUUAAACGAAAAAUACUGCAACAUGGCCGACAUCACUUCUACUCCUUGCUACUUUGUUUGUACCCUAGUUCACACUGUUGUUGUGAUUUUGCGGGCUCUACAUGCUGGAUCUGGGCGCUGCUAGAUAGAGGUGCCGGAGUGGAAUCUGGAAUGGACUGCUUAUAUCAGAGUGCUGAUACUGGAGAUUUUAGAUGCAGGCCGAUAUAAUCCGAUAUUCAUUUUUUUGCUGGUAUCAGACCGUUAUCUGAUAUCAAUAUUGUAUUGGAACAUCCCUAACUAUCAGUGAAUUCAUGUGAACUUUGAUAGUAUAAGGAGCAACACUGUUUAUAGAAAAUGUAGAAGUUCUGUCUUGCAGUCGUCUCCUUCCAAAAAGGACAGACAAGCUUCCGAAGGCUGACUCAGUUUGUGGUUUUAGUCUACAGCCUCACAUUGUCCACUCAAACAGUAUGCAGCAUUCAUAUUUCCACUGAUCAUGAAUUAGUCAAUGAUACGAACACAAAUACACAAAUACACUCUUGUGACAAUUAGUAUGUUCAAGAAAACAUCCUCUGUGCAUUAUUAAUAAGACAUGUAAGUUUAAUGUAAAAGGACUCAGGAGCAGUGAAAGCACGUACACAGAGUGAGUUUAUAGAAUGAUUCACGUUGGCUCGAGGCUGAGUGGGUCUGACCUCAGUAAAGAUCUGGUCUCGCUGCCUCACUGGCCCACAUACUGAUGGAAAGACUGAUCGCUGCAUGCAGCUCAGUAAUGACAGGUCACCUCCUACGCUUCAGUUCCCUGGGCCCGCAUGUGAGACGGGGGCCUGUGAGUGAGCACGGCGCUCCUCUUUCAUCACUCAGUCUUUCAUUAAGCGUGGCCUGCAGCAAGCCUCGACCUGCGCGCCUCUGCUAUGCAAUCCCAGGAAUCCCUCUUUCUCUCCCUCUCCUUGUUCUGUGUGGUCUUGCUCGCCUACAACUUCUCUCUAAAACUCGUCUAGACUGUUCAGCGUUUCACUUUCAAAUGUCUUGCAGUGUGCCAGUUGAUCUCUAACACACAUGUUAUUAGUAGAUAUGAUCACUGCCCUACUUUGUCCUUCGGCUCCUGUGUGUGUGUGCGGUUGGAGUUUGUUCAGUAUGAUUCAUUCAUGAAGGUCAGCCACAUGACGGAAGCUGCAGAUCUCCUGCCUCAGCUCAUUGUAUGUAAGCAGGGCGUGAGUAAGUGGCUCUCGAACCAGGAAGUGGCUGAUUAUUUAAGCUGUUGUGUUGCCCAACUCUCCCCCUGAGCUGCAUUUGCGCACGGGAACGCUGCCAGGGAUCACUGGCACGUUGGCUGGUUUUCAGAGCCCACUUUUUUAAUCACUUAAAAGGGGUCAAAAAGUCCUAAAUGCACCUGCGGGCUUUUAGAGUUGCAGAUCGGUUCAUUUCAUAAAUUGGACAUCUGUCAGAUUUAUUCAUUCCUCUUGCUCGUGCCGUUUAAUGCAACUCAGUUUAAGGAGAUGACCAUUCUGUUUUCAUCUGGUGUUUUUAUUCAGGCACGUGGAACGGCACGACUAAGGUGGCUAUCAAGACCCUGAAGCCCGGCACCAUGUCCCCAGAAGCUUUCCUACAGGAGGCUCAGAUCAUGAAGAAACUCCGGCAUGACAAACUGGUGCCUCUCUACGCUGUGGUGUCAGAGGAACCCAUCUAUAUCGUGACAGAAUUCAUGGGCAAAGGUAAGACGCACACAGACUUCUCCAUGACUACUCCUUAAUGUGACGAGACAGAAACAAGCUUUACUCAGCAACCCAAUACAAAGAUACUUCAACCUGAACCACUGACUGUUAUUAUAAACUAGUGUUAGUCAUUCAUGCUGCAAUACAGCAAGUGGUUUCCCUCUGCAACGUUAGAUAAAAAUAAAUAUAGCAGGAUUCAUUUGCAUCAUACAGUAUGUUAAAGUGUUCCUUAUGGUCACAUCUUUAUGUCGUCCAUCUAAGCAUCGUGGUUUUUGAGUUCCACUGUAGAAGAGACUUACCCCCAAUUUCUACCGCAUCUGGAACGUCUACGAAAAGGCCGUAUCCGCCGAUCGUAGCUGAUUGUUACGUUGUCAAGUCAGUGUGUCAAUUUCCACUGGUGUCUUUCCGUUCCACUGUGGAUCGCUGGACUCCGCAGCUGAUCACAAGAGUUCUGUUUUUUCCAGACGCUGGAGGGUGCCAGAUAAAUUCAGCUCAGAUUAACCCGUGCUGGAAAGGAAGUCGGGCACAGACACAAAAUAAAACAUCCGGUUUCUUUUUAUUUUCUUUUAUUGCACGUAAAUCUGCGGGUUCUUGUGAGUUCUCGUGAUUCCUGCUGUCCGUAAUCCGCCACGAAAUUCGCCUCCCAAACGGAUCUUGUAGGAAUUGGUGGAUGGCGAAGAUCACCACCGUUCCAGAUUGGAGCCGAUCCGGAUUUGGUGAAAAUUGGGGGUUAACCGUCUUUAGGGGCAGGUGGUAAACUACAUACACACACCAGCAGAGGUCAUCUUGAAGAGAGUCCUCUGGACCUCUUCUGAUUUAUCUACUUUAUUUAUAGAGCACCUUUAAAAACAGAUGUUUACAAAGUACUUUAACAGAAGAAGCAACAAAGGCAGAAACAGUCAAAGUUAAAAUAUAGACAGUUAAAGAUUGGCGGUUGGUUGGCAGCAUCUCAUCAGGAUGGUGAAAAGGAAGAAGAUGGAUAGAGGAGAAAUAAAAGAGGAAGAGAAAUAAAUACAUAGGUAAUAAAAUAAGAGUAAUAAUGAAAAGGAAGGGAGUUUAUUAAAAUAUGAGACAAUGUCAAAAACUAAAAACGAUGAUGAUAAUAAUUUAAAAAACUGACAAGGUUAAACAAGAGGCAGCAGUCAAUCAAAUAAAUAAAUAAGUCAUUACAUCAUCACCUUAAGACAUACAAGAUCUCUCAGCUGCUUUAAUUUGUUUAAUUUUCUACUCAUUUACCUGUGAGGCCUGGUGCUAGCUCUGCUAACAUUAGCCACUCUUGUUAUUCUGCUUUGUUUGCCACUCCUGUAUUUCUUUUUGCAUUUUCCCCCCACAUGCAAACCAGUCAGACUGUGUCGAUUGUUCCUGACUGUGAUCUUCUAACUCCCACAGGCAGUUUACUGGACUUCCUGAAGGAGGGAGACGGUAAAUAUCUGAAGCUGCCCCAGCUGGUGGACAUGGCCGCACAGGUAGGAUGGAAACACCGGCGUGUGAAUGCCAACAUUUUGCCUCUUAAGCUCCUCGGCUGCUGUUUCAAAGUCUGUGUGAGGGACGGCUUAUCAUGCAUCAUCAAUAAAACAAAGAAAGCUGUGGGUGGGCUCUCUCAGCCGUGUGUGUAGGUGCGCAUGAGUCAAAACAUUCAGAAUAACGGUUUUCAGUUUCCUCUCCAUCUGGCUGCUGUAUUUAUUCAGUGCCCAACCUGACAUCUCUACGCCCUCCUCCUCCUCCUCUUCCUCCUCCUCCUCCUCUCUGCUGUAUGUGACUCCCCUCGCUCCCCUCCACUUAACCGCCUGUAGCACUUAAACACCGCUCAUCAGAGGCCACUUGAGCUGACUGCUUCACUCACCUUCUGUGAUCUGCUCUUAAUUCUCCUCCCCACGCUCCCAGGCUUCCUUUUUCUCCCCCUCUUCUCCUCCUCGUCUUUACUCAGCUGAGUGGAAAAGGGUGUGAGUGUGACUCCAAGGCAGGCUGAAACCUUGAAGAGCCUCUGAGGGACUCGAGCAGGGAGAUGAUAGAUAGUCAGACAGCUCUUAAACAUCAUUUUUAUUUUACUAUAUAUGUCUGGGUGAAGAAAAAUAAGUCCUACUUUUAGUUUUUUUCAAGUUCUUGGAAAAAGCUUUCUUGUGUUUUCCCUCGGCUUCCAUCAGUACAUAUGUCUUCUCUGAUUGGCCCUCAGAUCGCAGACGGCAUGGCCUUCAUUGAGAGGAUGAACUACAUCCACAGGGACCUGAGAGCUGCUAACAUCCUGGUGGCUGAUAACUUAGUGUGCAAGAUCGCCGAUUUUGGGCUGGCAAGACUCAUCGAGGACAACGAGUACACAGCCAGACAAGGUGUGUGGAGCGAUUUCACAAAUGCUGUUUCACUAUUCUGGGAAAUAUGAAUAAGGAAAGUGUUCUGCACGUGUGUCCUGUUUGAUUCAUCUUUGUUUUCUCAUCCCAGGUGCCAAAUUCCCCAUCAAGUGGACCGCUCCUGAAGCAGCUCUGUACGGUCGCUUCACCAUCAAAUCAGACGUCUGGUCGUUUGGUAUACUACUGACUGAACUGGUGACCAAGGGCAGAGUCCCAUAUCCAGGUGAGGAGGAGAGCGGCGUUCACUUCUGCCUCCUGUCAGAAAAGUUCCCCUGCGUCUCCUAAAGUCGUAUUUAUAAAGUUUCGACCCUGGAAAGGCAAAAUGAUUCAUCAGUCAGUGUCUAAGGAUAAUCCCUGACUGCUAUUUUGAUUCUUCCUCAUCUGAAUUUUUAAUAGACUUUUCUCACACAUGCGGAUCAUAAUAGAACCGCAUGUAGCUGACGUGAGUCAUCGCAGAUGUCUACAGAUUUAUCAGAGCAUGGGAAAGUACCCCUCGCUCUCUUCAUGCACGCUCUCCUUCUCCCUGUCGUCUGUCGCUUCAUCUCUGCCCCCUGCUGUCAGAAAGCAGUACUGCUGCCAGCGCGCCCCGAUGGUGGCGACUGUUGGAGUGGCACUGAUUACAGAGCGAGCCAUAUGGCAGACUCAACCACCAUCUCUGCUUGGGGACCAUCUGGCUCCCGUGGCCCUCUUGGUUUUAAUGCAAACUGUUGGGUUUGAUUAAUUCACAUCAGUGCUGCAGUUUCUGGGGGCUGAACUCCUCAUUUCCUUUUUUUAUGACUGAAGUGUGACUCACCAGACUCUUUUGGCCUCCCUCCUGCUGUGCUGAGGGUUUUAUUUUUAUUCCCUUGCUUGGUAGUGUAGAGCAGCGUGAAGCAGGUAUAUCAAGACCAUGUGGCAAGUGUCUGCAUAGGGAGACAUCAUCGUUCUUCUAUUUCAGCCCGUGUUUGUAUAAAUAGAUAUAUAGCUAUAUGACAGGCAUGUUAAUAGAGCUGAGGCUCUGAGAUCCAAGACAUAAAUCAUGCGAACACUUGAGCAUCCGACACACCAACACCACCACAUAUCCUGCUCUCAGCAGUCACUCUCAGCCUUUCCUCUCUCCUAUUGUGACAUAACCUGAUCCCCACUUCCCCCCAAAGAGAAAGAGGUAGGGGGUGAAGAGGCAUGGAGGGGAUGGAGGGGGGAGGAUGCAUCUCCAACCAUGCCUCUGACUCUGUGUCAUAACCUCUUUUAGCUGCAGCGGAGCUCCCCGCAGAGCUGUGAUCGGGUUCAGGAUCUCUGCCGUUCCUGUGUUGAGGAGGAAUCCACAGCUUGGGUUAUUCUAGUCGAAGAGACAGACGCAGCAGAAGUUUGACUUUUUUAUGGAUGCAGUUAAAAAAUAAAGUUACGAAUGAUCCCUCAUGUUCAAAUUCAACUUAAUUUUUAUGGCACUUUUCAGACAAAAAAUGCAGUUCAAAGUGCCAACAACAAUUAACAACAAUAAAACCCAACAUUCCCACACACACAAAGACACACACCCACACUCUCUCACCCACACAUAUACACGCACAGAAGCGCACACAGUGUGAGAAUUUAAGAUAUAUUGUUUAAGAGACAUGGCCUGACACCGAGGCAUCACGUGAGGAAAGAGCCACCUUUGGGAACACUGGAGAUAAAAAUAAAAUGAUAAAAAGAAAAACUAAAACCUGAUGGACUAAAACAAGAAAUAUAUUAAUAUUUAUAUUAAAUGAACAGAUAAGUAAGAGCUCUUUAAUGUACAAAAAGGGGUAAAAGAAGUAAAAACCUGUGAUUGGAAUUAAGAAAAAGACUUUGAACAGAGAUAAUUAAUAAAAUAAACAAUAAGAACUUUGAUUAAAAUGAACAUUUGCAAUAAGAGAAAUUUAAAAAAAGGCAGUUAGUGAAAAGUCUGGUUAAAAAUGUGAUGUUAUACUGCCCGGCUUUGAAUAUACUUUGUGUGAAGACUAAAACAUACAGGAUUGAGUGAGUAUCGGCAGCGUUGCGUUUCCAUUCCAAUCAAUGCAGCAUCGUAUACAUGAUGCGUCUCUGCUCUGUCGCAGCAUCGUAUCAAGAGCAGCACUGCUAAAGAUACGCAAUGAGUCUAUUUUUGCUGCUCUACACUUCCAACAGGCGUCAACCCACACAGAGAAGAUCGCUCUAGACAGUAUGUCAAGCACAGAAAUUGCGCAUGUCAUCCAGUAUUUCAAAAUAAAACACCAUAUGCGAACUCCCGACUGUUUAUCAGUUCAUAUAGAUUAGAAGUACUUCCUGGUUAUGGUUUUAUCAGUUACUCAGAACAAUCCCAUGGUCAAUCCCGGAUCCAUGUGGACCCAAACCUGCAAAAACCAAAACUGUAAAAUCACGUUGCUUUUUCACAUGUAGUAGAGGCUCAACGAUCACUGAAUUUUAUCCAAAUUAGCAGGAAAACUACCACAUAAAGGCGAAAUAACCUGUUGUGAGCAUGUUGGUUCCUCUAUACUGAGCCCAGCUGACUGGGGCUGCACCACACAGCUGCUACGCUCCAAAUACGCAUCCUGUAUCCUGUAUCCUGACUGAGGAGGAACAGUGAUAGAUUUAAAAGCACUCUAUGAUUGUAGCUCGUCUAGAUUAUUAACACCGUAUUUCUCUCUGCUCUCCCAGGUAUGGUGAACCGGGAGGUCCUGGAGCAGGUGGAGCGAGGUUACCGUAUGCCGUGUCCACAGGGGUGCCCCGAGUCCCUCCACGAGAUGAUGAGGCAGUGCUGGAAGAAGGAGCCAGACGAGAGACCCACCUUCGAGUACAUCCAGUCGUUCUUGGAAGACUACUUCACAGCCACGGAGCCGCAGUACCAGCCGGGGGACAACCUUUAGUUUAGAUUAGAUUUUGGGAUCAAACUUUGACAUCCUGGAGAGAUACACGAGUGGAGAUCAAAGCUUUGGGAGAACUUCAAAUAAAUGGGAGAAAAGCCUUGAGGAGGCUGGAGGGGGAGAGAGAGGUUUUAGUGUUACAAACUAGUCCACACCCACGCCGGUGCAUCUGAAAGUAUAAGAGGAACACGUUUGGAGGAAGAGGUUUGUCCCUGUUUUGUACCGGUGGACCAAACGCUUGGGGAAGCAUCCAUUUGUGCAGAUUGAUGCUGGUACGUUAAGCUCUGGGAAUAAUCUGAGUAAUGGACGGCCACGACACUGUGAUCAAAAAAGACAGGGCUUUUUUUUAUCAUUUUAAUUCAGUGACUCCCUUUUUAGAUGCAGAUCUUUUUUUUUUUACUUUUUAGAUUUUAAAUUUCCCCUCACUCCUCUGAUUUUUUAAGAUUUUAUUUCACAAACAAUUCUUCGAUUUUGAGAGUAAAAGAUCUUUAACAUGUUCAGGAGUUUUGUUCGAAUACGUAGGGUGAUAAGUACGUUUUUAUAAGCGACCAGCAACUGUGGUUUGGUCGAGUAUGAGCUGUGACUGUUAUGUUUGGACGGAGAGGGUGGAGAGUAAAGUAAUGGAGGACUUUAUGGUUGUGAGAAUGUACAGACGUAAGAGGAAGAGAUGUACAUACUGUAUGUGCAGAGAGAUGUAUUGUAGCAGGUGUGAUCAGGUAGACGAAUGGAAGCGUGAGAGGAUUUGUCUUUUUAACUCAGUCACUUAAAUGGCAAAUCAUGGGAUCCAUUUGCUUUUAUUUAAGCAGGGACUUCAAUGACAAAGAGGUAUUUUGAUAAUGUGUAAUAACAUUUUUCCUUAACGUUAUGUAAAUGGUUAAAAAAAAUGGACAUUUUAGCUGUGAAAUUUAUGAUUUGGUUCAUUUUUGUUUAAAAAAUCAGCGUCUCAUCUGUCAUUUGGGGAACAGUUCAGGUAGCAGUUUAAACAUCGACCAAUACCAGGGAUAUAUUUUCCUCUUCUUCAUAGUAUCCAAACAUGCCUUCAGGGUCUUCACCCAUGUUCAUCCAAAGCCAACAACACAAAAUGAACCUUUUUAAUGUGUAACUAUGCAACGUCAGCUGUUUUUCUGUCGAUGUUUCAUGGAGUAAAGAGUCAAAAAUGUUAAUUUACAGCGUCUUUCUUCUCUGGGUUUCUUAUUUCAGUUCCCCACAGUAAAGUAUCACAAAACAGACAAAACCAACACUUUCCACACACUUUUGUCACGCCCGCUCCAAAAGGUACUUCCUCGUCUCUGCGGUGGUGUGUGCGAUGGGAAAUCUCAAAGUUGUAAGAGCUGUCAUUCAGUAGGUGAAGCGAACAGUGGGACAAAGAUGUGAACUUUUUUUUUUGUAUUUCUCUGUGCGUCACUCAUGAGAACCUAACGUGACUGUUUCUAAAGAUUAAGAGGAACGAUGAUGAACUUCCUGAAUGAUGGUCACUAAUAUGAUUUUGUACAGAAAAAAUAAAAGUUUUACUGAAAGCUU